GCAGCAGCGUCCGAGCAGAAUACGGGAUUGUUAGAGAGAAGAAUACGGGAUUGGAAUAUUAUAAACAUUGCUUUAAUUAGAACUUUCAACGAAAAGGUUUCAAGAGACUUUAUGACACUAAUUGGUCUGAAUGUGACUUCUCGGGACUUUAUCAUUGUGUAAUUAUUUAAAGGAUGUAUUAUUGCUAACGCUUCAGAAGAGGAACCGGCACAAAUUUCCACAGAAAUGGGGAUUUACAAUAUUUGGAUAUUUAUAUCAAUUUUAUGUUUCGUGAAAUACUGCCAGGGAAUCCGAUGUGUGGAUACAUCCAAACCAUGCGAAAAUGGAGGAAUGUGCAUUGACUCACGGUGCAUGUGCCGGCCGGGUUAUAUCGGACCACUCUGUCAGCAUCUGGACCCUUGUCAUCGUUCCCCAUGUCUCAAUGGCGCCGCCUGCAAAAGCCAAGUCGCCAAUGGAGUCCCACAGUUCACCUGUGUGUGCCAGAGAGGAUUCAGAGGUCAAGACUGCUCUUUGAUUGAUGCCUGUGCCACCAGCCCCUGUGCCAACGGUGCCCGCUGUACCAAUUGGAAUAACCACUAUAACUGCUCCUGUCCGCCGGGUUUCCAGGGCAAGAACUGCCGCAAUGACAUUGAUGAGUGUCGCAGGCUGGGGAAGUGUUUGAACGGAGGCAUCUGCACAAACACACACGGCUCAUUCCGCUGCGAUUGCCCCGCCGGGUACAGCGGGCGAACGUGCGAGGUGCCUGUGCUGCCCUGUGCCCCGUCCCAGUGUCUUAACGGGGGCACAUGCCACCAGACUGGCGACCACACCUACGAAUGUGCCUGUUUACCAGGUUUUCAGGGACUCAACUGCGAGAAUAAUGUGGAUGAUUGCCCCGGACACAAGUGUAUGAACGGAGGUACCUGUGUGGAUGGUGUAAACACUUACAACUGUCAGUGCCCACCCGAAUGGACAGGUCAGUACUGUGCUGAGGAUGUGAAUGAGUGUCUCAUGCAGCCUAAUGCCUGUCACAAUGGAGGCACGUGUUUCAACACUAUUGGCGGACACACCUGUGUGUGCGUCAACGGCUGGACCGGCGACGAUUGCAGCGAAAACAUCGACGACUGUGCCACCGCCGUGUGCUUCAACGGGGCCACCUGCCAUGACCGCGUGGCUUCCUUUUUCUGCGAGUGUCCAGUAGGCAAAACAGGGCUCCUCUGUCACCUCGACGACGCUUGUGUCAGUAACCCCUGUAAUGAAGGAGCCGUGUGCGACACCAACCCCCUAAACGGGCGAGCUAUCUGUACGUGCCCUGCUGGCUUUAUCGGGGGAGCCUGCAACCAAGACCUGGAUGAGUGUUCCAUUGGUGCCAACCCCUGUGAGCAUUUUGGGAAGUGUAUAAACACAGAGGGCUCAUUCCAGUGCCAGUGUGGGCGGGGCUACACCGGGCCUCGCUGCGAGAUUGACAUCAACGAGUGUCUGUCCAUGCCUUGCCAGAAUGAUGCCACCUGCUUGGAUCGCAUUGGAGAGUUCACCUGUAUCUGCAUGCCUGGUUACAUGGGGACAUACUGCGAGGUGGACGUGGACGAAUGUGAGAGUAAUCCCUGUGUGAACGACGGUAUCUGCAGAGACAUGGUCAAUGGCUUCACCUGCACCUGUCAGCCAGGGUUUACUGGCACCAUGUGUCAGAUCGACAUUGAUGAGUGCGCCAGCACGCCCUGUCAGAACGGAGCCAAGUGUUUCGACCGCCCCAACGGCUACGAGUGUCGCUGUGCUGAAGGGUUCGAGGGCACUCUGUGCGAGAGCAACAUCGAUAACUGCCAGCCUGACCCGUGCCACCAUGGCACCUGCAUAGAUGGCAUCGCUAGCUACUCCUGUAACUGCGAGCCUGGCUACACAGGGUACCGCUGUGAGAAUCAGCUCAACGAGUGCCACAGCAACCCGUGCCAGAACGGUGGAAAGUGUGUGGACCUGGUAAACAAGUAUAUCUGCCAGUGUCAGCACGGCACAUCAGGUACCAACUGUGAAAUCAACUACGACGAUUGCGCCAGUAGCCCCUGCGACUACGGCAUCUGCAAAGACGGCAUAAACCGUUAUGACUGCGUCUGCAAACCAGGCUUCACUGGUCCCUUGUGUAACAUAGAAAUUGACGAGUGUUCGUCAAGCCCGUGCCGUAACGGAGGCACCUGUGUGGAUGAGGAGAACGGAUUCCACUGCCUGUGUCCGGAGGGUUACCAUGAGCCUUUCUGUCAUUCCCAGCAGGAUGAGUGUGGCAGCAGCCCGUGCGUGCACGGAGUCUGCAGAGAAGAUCCCAACGGGUAUCGCUGUGACUGUGAGCCUGGCUGGGUGGGAAAGUAUUGUGACAUGGAUCGUAACGACUGCCUUCCGAGCCCGUGUCAAAACGCAGGCACUUGCAUUGACCAGCUCAACGGCUUCACCUGCAAAUGCCGCCAAGGCUACAAAGGAAAUCUGUGUCAGAUCAACAUUAACGAAUGUGCGUCCAGUCCGUGUCUGAACCAGGGCACCUGCGUGGAUGGUGUGGCCAGUUUCACCUGCCUGUGUGAGCCACCCUACAGCGGGCCCACCUGUGCAGAGGUGCUCACCCCCUGCUCUCCAAACCCCUGUGCCAACCACGCAUCCUGCACACACAAACCAGACUACAUGGGCUUCCAGUGUAACUGCCAACCCGGAUGGCAAGGUCAGCUGUGUAAUGUGGACAUAAAUGAAUGCACAUCAAACCCCUGUAAGAACCGCGGCACCUGCACUAACACACUCGGCGGUUAUGUGUGCUCCUGCCGAGCCGGAUACACUGGGCCCAACUGUGAGACAGACAUUGACGAUUGUACACCAAAUCCCUGUCUCAGCGGAGGCUCGUGCACGGACGGCGUAAACUCUUUCCGCUGCAGCUGCCUGCCUGGUUUCACUGGACCACGAUGCGCCAUAGAGGUGAAUGAGUGUCAGAGUUCUCCCUGCAGGAACGGUGGCACCUGCACUGACUACGUGAAUAGCUACACCUGCACCUGCAAGCCCGGUUUCACCGGCAUCCACUGCGAAACUAACAUACCGGACUGUACUGAAAGCUCCUGUUUCAACGGAGGCACCUGCACCGACAAGAUCAACGGUUACUCCUGCACCUGCCGGCCCGGAUUCACCGGCUCUCACUGUCAGUAUGAGGUCAACGAGUGUGACUCCCAACCCUGCCUGAACGGAGGAGUGUGUCAGGACGCCCUGGAGUCCUUCCGCUGCUCCUGCCCUAAGGGCUAUAACGGUCCCCGCUGCCAGAUUGCAGUGGAUUGGUGCCGUCGCUCCUCUCCCUGCCAGAACGGAGGCCGCUGCAGACAGAAAGAUGCCUCUUUCACUUGUGAAUGCGUGGGCGGCUGGUCCGGACGCUACUGUGACAUUCCCGGCGUAUCUUGCGAAGUGGCCGCUAUGCAGAGAGGUCUUCAGACAGAUGAGCUUUGUCACCAUGGCGGUCACUGUGUGAACACAGGAAACACGCACUAUUGCAAAUGUCCCGCAGAUUACACAGGCAGCUACUGUGAGAGUCAGGUGGACCACUGUGAGGAUAAACCCUGCCUCAACGGCGCCACCUGCAGGGGUUAUGUGGGAGGAUACACUUGUGAUUGUAUGCCAGGUUAUGAAGGAGACAACUGCCAGCUGGAAAUAAACGAGUGCCGAUCUCACCCGUGCCAGAACGGUGGCACUUGCAUUGACCUGGUCGGACACUACAUUUGCUCGUGCCCACCUGGCACUUUGGGUGUCCUUUGUGAAAUCAAUGAGGAUGACUGCGCAGCACCCUCCAGGCACAGAGGCGCCCCUAAAUGCCUGAAUAAUGGCACAUGUGUGGACCGAGUGGGAGGUUACAGGUGUAACUGUCCCCCAGGCUUCACCGGCGAGCGCUGUGAGGGGGACAUCAACGAAUGUCACUCCAAUCCGUGCACUCCAACCAACAGCUUAGACUGUAUCCAGUUGCCCAACGACUACCAGUGUGUCUGCAGGCCUGGCUUCACUGGUCGAAGAUGCCAGAAUAGGUUCAGCGUGUGUGAAUCUCAGCCCUGUAAAAACGGAGGAGCAUGUUCCGUGUCCAGUAGUUCGCCUUUGGGAUACACUUGUACCUGUCAGCUGGGCUAUGCUGGGCCUAACUGUGAACGCAGUAUGUCAUGUCGAGAGCUGUCCUGCUACAACGGGGGUAGCUGCGCCUUAACCACCCGCGGCGCUCGCUGCACCUGUCUCCCGGGCUUCGCCGGGCCUCAGUGCCAGCACCGCAGCAACGGGGGCUGUUCUUCUCAGCCCUGCCGCAACGGAGGCAUUUGCACCGAAGAGACCACCUUCCCUUACUUCCACUGCCAGUGUGUCAACGACUGGACGGGCAAGUGGUGCGACCAGAAAGCCAUGCUUCUCACGCCUCCGACUCCGGCCUGCCCCCUGCCGGACUGCCACGGCAAGGCCAACGACGGCGUGUGCGACAAAGAGUGCAACACCUUCCCCUGUCGCUGGGACGGCGGGGACUGCUCGCUCGCCGUCAACCCGUGGGCUCACUGCACAGACCCGCGUUGCUGGCGCGUCUUCAACAACAGUCAGUGCGACGAGUCCUGCAACAACGCUGAAUGUCUGUAUGACAACUUUGACUGCAGGAACAAGGAGAAGGUUUGCAACCCCAUUUAUGAGACUUACUGCAUGGACCAUUAUGCGGACGGGCGAUGCGACCAGGGCUGCAACACAGAGGAGUGUGGCUGGGAUGGGUUGGACUGCGCUGGGAAGGUUCCAGAAGACCUGGCUGAUGGUGUUUUGGUCAUUGUGGUACUCCUACCACCGGAAGAGCUACUGCGGACCGGGACGGCUUUCCUUCAGAAGCUGAGUGCCAUCCUCCGCACCACCCUGCGUUUCCGGCUCGACAAAAACGGAGAGGCUAUGAUUCGGCCGUACACCCGCCGCGAGGCACGUCUCAAACGCGAGCUCCAGCCGCACCAAGAAGUCAUUGGGUCUAUUGUGUAUCUGGAGAUCGAUAACAGGUUGUGCUCCCUCGGACCGGAUGGGUGUUUUCCCACUGCAGAGAGUGCGGCUGAUUACCUGGGGGCUCUUAAUGCUGUGGAGAUGCUACGUUUCCCAUACCCCAUCAAAGAAGUUCGCAGUGAGAAGAUCCCAGGCUCCCCUGGCUUGGAUGAAUGGGGGAAACUGCUGCUGGUUGGGGUGGCAGCCGUGUUUAUACUGGCUAUACUGGUGAUAGGCAUGCUGAUCGCAAGACGCAAGCGCGAGCACAGCACACUCUGGUUCCCGGAGGGCUUUUUCCUGAAGAAGGAGACAAGCAGCAACAAGAAUCGCAGGGAGCCUGUGGGCCAGGACGCAUUGGGCAUGAAACAUAUGCCCAAAGCAGUAGAGGAGUCUCUGCUGGGUGAUCACAGUGACCAGUGGGUAGACACAGACUGCCCAGAGGCCAAGAGACUAAAGGUGGAGGAGCCUAGUAUUCUUUCAGACAGUGAAGACGCUGUCGACUGCAGGCAGUGGACCCAGCACCACCUCGCAGCGGCAGAUAUCCGCAUGCCUCCCUCCAUGGCCCUCACUCCUCCACAGGGAGAGUUUGACAGCGACUGCAUGGAUGUUAAUGUUCGUGGCCCAGACGGCUUUACCCCCUUGAUGCUGGCGUCGUUCUGUGGAGGAGGGCUCGAAUCGGAAGUUGCUGAGGAGGACGACUCUGAGGAGUCUUCGGCCAAUAUCAUAUCCGACCUCAUAUACCAGGGCGCGUCCUUGGCCGCUCAGACCGACCGCACAGGCGAGACCGCCCUGCACCUGGCUGCCCGCUACGCCCGCGCCGAUGCUGCCAAGAGGCUCCUGGACGCCGGCGCCGACGCCAACGCUCAGGACAACACAGGCCGCACACCUCUGCACGCAGCCGUCGCCGCUGACGCUCAAGGCGUCUUCCAGAUCCUGAUCAGAACUCGAGCCACAGACCUGGACGCCCGUAUGUAUGACGGAUCCACAGCUCUGAUCCUGGCAGCCCGCCUGGCAGUGGAGGGUAUGGUAGAGGAGCUAAUUACCUGCCAUGCUGAUGUCAAUGCAGUUGAUGAGAUGGGUAAAUCUGCGUUACACUGGGCAGCAGCAGUAAAUAACGUUGAAGCCACAGUUGCCUUGUUGAAGAACGGAGCCAAUAAAGAUAUGCAGGACCUCAAGGAGGAGACGCCACUCUUCUUGGCAGCCAGGGAGGGUAGCUGUGAAGCAGUCAAGGUCCUGCUGGCCCAUUUUGCCAACAGAGAAAUCACAGACCACAUGGACAGACUGCCCCGAGACAUCGCUCAGGAGAGGAUGCAUCACGACAUAGUGCAGCUGCUUGACGAGUAUAACACGGUGAGGAGCCCCCAGGGACACGCAGGGGCCGGGCACCACCUCGCGGGGGGCCACACGCUCUCCCCACUCAUGUGUCCACCGAGCAACUUCCUGCCAGGGCUGAAGAACACCCCUCAGGGCAAAAAGAGCCGCCGCCCCGGUGCCAAGGGCUCUAGUAUGGGUGGGCAACACGCCGCCAGCCUGAAAGAGUCGGCCAAGGCGCGCAAUAAGAAGCUGACAUUGGACAUGCAGAGCGCGCUGUUGGAGAGCUCUGUUACCCUGUCCCCCGUUGACUCACUGGAUUCACCUCGCGGUGGCACCAGCAACGCUGGCUAUGUCACUAACCCCACCUCUCCAGCCGCCAUGCCUUCGCCUGGCCUCUUCCACUCAUCCAUGUCAGUGCCCAGCACUCCCAUGGUGCACAGUGCCAUGUUGGAUGGUAGCGGGCCUUUCGCGGUGUCUUUGGCACAGCUGAGCGACCUGGGCGACGGAGGACUCUCCAUGCAGGGCCGUGUUUCCAUGCCAACAGCCGGGGCAGUGAGUCAGGGGCCGCACAAUUACGUGCUGAGCGCGGGCCAGAUGGGGCUCAACAUGGGCAUGGUGAGCCCGGUGAGCGUGCCUUUCGACUGGCACAGCCGCAUACCCCCCUCCUCCCAGUGCAGUCAACAGGCUGUGAACAUGGUCCACCCAGUGAGCAGCCAGGCGGGCAUGCACUCGCAGACGGCCGCUCUGCAGCAGCAGCAGAACAGCCUCCUCCUACACCAGCAGCACGUGUUUCGCAACACCCAGCCGGCCAUGCUGCAGCCCACGCCCGUCUCCAGCGCACCCUCCCUCAGCCCGGUCAAGCUGCCUUCCAUCGCCGAACAACAGCAGCAGCUCCACAGCCACAGUCUAGCCCGCAUGGGCUCCUCAACACCUCCCACCCCUCAGCAGACACAGCCUCCGCCAGCCUUCUACCAGCAGCAACAACCUCCCCAGCCUCCGCAGCCCCCGCAGGCCCAAGCGGCUCCGCCACCUGCCCAGGCUACUCCACCUCAGGCCUCUCAGGCUCCUCCACCCCAGGCCAGCAGCAGCAGCAGCAGCAGCACAGGCCUGGAAGAUUACCCUACCCCGCCUUCCCAGCACAGCUGCGUCUCUGCCAUGGAUGCCACGCCCAAGCAUUUCCAUCGCUUGCCCAGCGAGCACCCUUACCUGACCCCUUCACCAGAGUCUCCGGAGCCCUGGUCCAGCCCCUCCCCUCACUGUGUGUCUGAUUGGUCUGACUCCACCCCCAGCCCAGCAGUCACCGCUCCCACCCAAACCCAGAUUCCCCAUGUCCAGGAGUCCAAUGGGAAAAUGCAGGUGUUUGCAUGAACACCACAUCGUACCAUAGUAUUUGGGACCUGGUAAGAGUAGAGGAGUCGCCUUAUUCUAGGGCUUGUUUGUUUUUUUUUAAUUGAUCAGCCCAUUUCCAAGAUUUUAAUUGGAGUAGGAUUGACUGUUUUUGUCAAGAAGACUGUCUGCUGAAGUUGUCUGCAGAGAAAAAGUAAAGGGAAAUUUGUGUUGUCUUAAAAAGAGAAGACAAUUUAAUGAAGUAAGACAUUCUGUCACAGAUGGACUCUUUUAUUAAUUAAAAAAAGUAUAUGAAGAAGAAAAACCAGGUCUUUCAUUUCAAAGACUUGGGGAUGCUCUCCUGAAACUAACAAACUUUUUAAAAAGUAGUUAAAGAAAAAAAAAAAGCAAAAGUUGAAGGAAAUUCCAUUCUUUUUUUAUUUAUUGUUUUUUUUUUGUUGUUGUUGUUGUUGUUAUAUUCCUCCAAACUGCCAUGUGGGUGUUCUCUCCCUCUUUCUGUCUGGAUUUCUCACCCUUUCCCACAUACUUUCACGUUAUUUUCCCAUUUCCUGUUACAUGAGAUAUCCGAGCUCUCCUGAGGCCAGUGUAUGUGUAUUUUUGUUACAAGGAAAGCAGCUCAUCAUGACAUUAGUUUUAUCUGUUCGUUGCCCGUCAGUCGGCACUGAAGUGUUUAACACUCCUUACACUGCCAGUCUCAGGUCACACAAACAGCAGUGUGGCCCGUCUUUUGAGUUACAGACAGAAAGAGAAGGAGGUCACGCCAUUUUUGAGUGAUAUUAUUUAUUUAGGCCAGCGUUCAAACCACAAAAUUGACAACCUACAGCUAGACUAUACAAAUUGGCCAGAAUUAGUGAUUCUGAUUUGAUGAAUAGCGUUCUGAUUUGAUGAAUUGUUCAAAAAAAAAAAGAAGAAUGAACUGACACAUUCCAUAGAAGUAUUAUUCAUAAGAAUGUAGAGGGGCAUCUUUGAAGCACUUCUUGAGGCAUGUAUUUGGGCCAUUAUUAGGGGGCAAUCCGAUAGCCAGAGGUCAGAAAUGGUAUAUCGGAGACAGUGCUAUCUGUCUUCAGCCUUAUUUUACCGGAGGCUUCUGAACUCCCACCUACAUAAGCCUUACAGAGUUUAUAACAUUUACAUUUUGCCUUAGAUUUUCUUUUUGUUUUUUUUCAGCAUGUUUUGAAGGUAUUAUCUUGCCAACCACUAUACCUGCCAGUUGCUACCUGUUAAUUCUUUGGGGUUAUAUUAAUUUCUUUUGUUUACUUUUUUGAGUUUUUUUUGUUUUUUAUUUGUUUCAUGGUCACCUUUUGUACACACCAUGAUGUGAUAUUGACUGCUGCUCUACAUCAUUCCCAAGUGGCAUUUGUUUCUCUUCUACAAACAUUCCCUCUUGCUUCCCAACAACUUGUUAGUGUGGAGCUUUAGAUUGCUGCUGAGUUUCUGUCUUUUGAUAAAUCUCCUUUGGAUAGUUGACAGCUUUCAACUGAUACUUGACCAGAAGAAAGUCCUUCCCCCAUGUUCCAGCUUUGUUCGUCGACCCCUGGUCCUGUUGCGGUUAAGGCUGUGCAGUACACUUCCUUUAACUGGGUCCUGUGGUCAAAGAGGUUUGUUCCUCUGUGGUUUAAUUACGACCUGGAGAGAGGUCCCUGUAGUGUUAACGGGGAGUUGAGAUCAGCCCAUGUAUUGGGUGCAUUGGCUGGAGAGGUAACCACGGAACUGCUAGUGCUCUGUCACUCCUCAGGGAGGUGUUAUAUAGCAUGCAGCGAAAGCGUUCCCCUGCAUCUUUAGCAGUUCCCACCUCCCCAGCCAGGAAGAUGAGAUCCAUCGCAUCAGGUGAAAACGCACAAGUAUGGCAAACACUGCUAUGUAGUGUUGCCCUCACCAAGCGUUUUGCAACAUAAACAGAUCCUCGUCACUCCCACCAAAUCCCAAACUCAUUUAUGUACCAGACCCUCUGUGCAUGGGGCUUUGGUCACAGAGAGUAUCAUUUCAAAGCGAAUGAUACGGUUUAGGAUUGGACAGAUCUCUUACAUAUAGACCAAGCCCGGUCAUAACCGUCUAAUUUCUAUUUCUAAUUUCCAAACAUUUUCGUGCUGCCAUUUCCAUAGCAGAACAUACUGCCCCAUAGAAAUCUGACUCACACCUCUCGCUGCUUAUCAAACAAAGGACCCUGAGCACCAGACUAACCAAUUAAAGCAAAAUAUCACCUUCAGUGCAGUUCAGGUACCUGUAAAAAUGUAGCCCUGGUCAUGUGUUACAGUCCUCCGUAUGUGUGAAUUGUUUCAGUCUCAUACAUAAAAUUAAAAAAAAAAAAAAAUCUACUGAGGGGGAUGUAGGGCUUGGUAAAGGUGUUUUACCCACAUAUUCAGGGUUCAGUAUUUUCUUCUGUAGAAGUGCAA
Molecule: messenger RNA, 10025 nt
Organism: Chanos chanos (milkfish)
Lineage: Eukaryota; Metazoa; Chordata; Actinopteri; Gonorynchiformes; Chanidae
Gene: notch3
Product: notch receptor 3
Exons: 33
Coding region: 226-7653 (2475 amino acids)
Biological process (GO): heterophilic cell-cell adhesion; Notch signaling pathway; regulation of DNA-templated transcription
Cellular component (GO): protein-containing complex; plasma membrane
Molecular function (GO): signaling receptor activity; protein binding; calcium ion binding
Source: RefSeq, a predicted model, not a curated record